CCAUGAAAUCCAAAGAAGAUUAUCCGGCAAUUGCCAAAGCCCUUGUGCGCAGUCUUCACGGUCCCAAAGAAGUACAAUACGCAUUACUGAGCAAUAUUUCUACUCUGUCGAAAAAUCACCCGGGUCUUUUCGACCCGUAUUUGCAUUCGUUCUACUGCUUUGCCAACGAUCCACUCUAUAUCAAAUUGGUCAAGCUGAACAUAUUGGGGAAUUUGGCCACGGAAACAUCGAGUCCAACCAUUCUGCGCGAAUUUCAGGUAAACUGGGUUGUUUUUAUUAUAAUUUCGCCGCUACAUCAUGAAAGAUGUAUGAGAGAAAAGAUGAGUUUCGGUUCUGCACCGGUCCUUAGUUGA
This is a messenger RNA of Echinostoma caproni, 353 nucleotides long. Lineage: Eukaryota; Metazoa; Platyhelminthes; Trematoda; Plagiorchiida; Echinostomatidae. The record is from the annotation of a GenBank genome assembly.